Messenger RNA from Trematomus bernacchii (emerald rockcod), 2176 nucleotides. RefSeq names its product glucuronidase, beta (gene gusb). The transcript has 12 exons. Gene Ontology annotation, biological process: carbohydrate metabolic process; glucuronoside catabolic process. NCBI's taxonomy places the organism in Eukaryota, Metazoa, Chordata, Actinopteri, Perciformes, Nototheniidae. Gene Ontology annotation, molecular function: carbohydrate binding; beta-glucuronidase activity. The record is from RefSeq and is a predicted model, not a curated record. Bases 74 to 2017 code for a protein of 647 amino acids.
CAUGUGACUGAGUAAGCAAAGGAAACCUGCGGAGCUACUUUCCGAGUGGGCAGAAUUAGCAGACUUGCACAGGAUGCUCUCACCUGAAAGGCCCGGGCUGUUCCGUGUGCUGUGCCUGUUUGCUCUGUUCGAAGCGGCAUGUCUGCUGGACACCGGCAUGCUCUUCCCCCGGGAGUCUUCCUCCAGGGAGGUGAAGGAGCUGAGCGGGCUUUGGAGCUUCAGGGCUGACAAGUCUCCAAACAGGAACCAGGGCUUCGACAAGGCAUGGUACAAAAGUCGCCUGAGGGAGACGGGCCCAGUGAUUGACAUGCCAGUUCCUGCCAGCUACAAUGACAUCACGCAGGACCCCACUUUGAGAGAUUUCAUUGGCUGGGUGUGGUAUGAGCGUGAGGUGGUGGUGCCUGCACGCUGGAUCACUGAUGAAGGAACAAGAGUGGUUAUCAGAGUGGGAAGUGCUCACUAUUACUCAAUAGUGUGGGUGAACGGGGUGAAGGUGACAGAGCAUAACGGCGGCCAUCUUCCUUUUGAGGCUGAGGUAGGCAGUUUAAUCCGCAAGGAUCCAAUCCAGCCAUGCAGGAUCACCAUCGCCGUCAACAACACUCUGACUCUGGAGACUCUUCCUCCAGGAAGCAUCCAGCACAUCGACGACAUCACCAAGUAUCCGAAAGGCUUUUUUGUGCAAAACAUCUACUUUGAUUUCUUCAACUACGCUGGUAUACAUCGACCUGUAUUGCUGUAUACUACUCCUACGGCCUAUGUGGAUGACAUCACUGUGGUGACGGACUUCUUGGAUAACACUGGUCAAGUCAAUUACAAGGUAUCAGUCCAAGGUGCUACCACAGCCAGAGUGAAGGUCACUCUGAUGGACAAAGAUGGCCACUGUGUGGCCUCCUCCACCGAGCCAUUUGGAGUGCUCAAAGUAGUAGAUGUCAAUCUGUGGUGGCCGUAUUUGAUGCAUGAGAGUCCAGGGUACCUUUACUCUAUGGAGGUUCGCCUCAAGGCAGCCAAUGAGAGAUCUACGCAUGAGGAUGUGUAUACUCUACCAGUCGGCAUCCGCACCGUCAGUGUUACCAGCACACAGUUCCUCAUCAACAAGAAGCCCUUCUAUUUCCAUGGAGUCAAUAAACACGAGGACUCUGAUAUUCGGGGUAAAGGCUUUGACUGGUCCCUUAUUGUUAAAGACUUCAACCUAUUAAAGUGGAUGGGGGCCAACUCUUUCCGCACCAGCCACUACCCCUACGCUGAGGAGAUCCUGCAGAUGUGUGACCGCCACGGCAUCGUGGUGAUAGACGAGUGCCCGGGGGUGGGCAUCAAAGACAUUCGCAGUUUUAGAAACGCCUCCCUAAACCAUCACCUGGACGUGAUGGACGAGCUUGUACGCCGGGACAAGAACCACGCAUCCGUGGUCAUGUGGUCAGUAGCCAAUGAGCCGGCUUCAGAGAUGCCCCCUGCUGAAUUCUAUUUUAAGACUUUGAUACAACACACCAAAGCUCUGGAUCCAACCCGGCCCGUCACUUACGUCUCAAACAGUCACUAUGCCCGGGACAAAGGGGCUCCCUAUGUGGAUGUGAUCUGCAUAAACAGUUACUUCUCCUGGUACCACGACCCCGGCCACCUGGAGGUCAUCCCCCUUCAGCUCAACACUCAGUUUGAGAACUGGUAUGGAAAGUACCAGAAGCCCAUCAUCCAGAGUGAAUAUGGAGCCGAUGCAGUGCCAGGGCUUCACAGUGAUCCACCCACGAUGUUUACUGAGGAGUACCAGAAGGUGGUCCUGAAGAGCUGCCACGACGUAUUCGACCAGAAGAGGAAGCAAUAUGUGAUCGGCGAACUCAUCUGGAACUUUGCUGACUUCAUGACGGUGCAAGGGAUCACCCGUGUGGUGGGCAACAAGAAGGGUGUUUUCACCAGGCAGAGGCAGCCCAAAGCGGCAGCAUUCAUCCUGAAGGAGAGGUACUGGAGGCUGGCAAAUGAAACAGGAAGACUGCCUCCCUGGACCAAGUACCCCUGCUCCCUCUGACACCCGCCACCGGACAUGCAACUGAUAUACAUAUACUAUGCUUACUGGAAAAAAUGCUGGAAUAAUUCUGUCUUUUCUUCUUUUUUUAAGUCAGUUAAUUAAUUCACAACAUUGCACUGUGUACACACGAUUAAAUAAACAUUUUUCAUAUAAACUCAA